AUGGCGGUUUCGACGAGCGCAGCGGUGGACACGAGCGCCUUCAGCAGCGUCCCCACGGGAUCCUCCGGCGACAAGGCGGUGGAGGGAGUGCUGGCGUCGCAGCAGGGCACGUCGCAGAUCGGCUCGCUCUCGCAGCUCGCCGCCGGCGGCAUCGCGGGAGCGGUGAGCAAGACGUGCACAGCUCCCCUCGCGCGCCUCACCAUUCUCUUCCAGAUACGGGGGAUGACAACGGACAAGAUUUUGACCAAGCCGAGCAUCCUCAGAGAGGCUGCGAGGAUAUUGCGCGAAGAAGGGGGCUUGGCUUUCUGGAAGGGAAAUGGUGUCACGAUUGUUCAUCGCCUUCCAUACUCCGCGAUUAAUUUCUACUCGUAUGAGCAGUACAAGGCGGCACUGCUCAAAUGGCUUGGAGUAGAAAGCAGUGGAGAUGACAACUCCGGAGCUCGAUUGCUUGCUCGUUUCGUCGCCGGUGGUGGAGCUGGAAUCACUGCUGCUGCGACAACGUACCCUUUGGAUCUCGUUCGAACGAGACUAGCAGCCCAGACGACCUCAAAGCACUACACGGGCAUCUACCACGCGAUUUCCACAAUCCAUCAGCAGGAGAGCUUUCUUGGCCUUUAUAAGGGACUCUGGCCGACGCUUUUGUCCGUAGGCCCAACGAUUGCGAUAAACUUCUGCGUGUAUGAAACUCUCUACAACUACUGGAACGCUCAGAGGCCCGAGUCGUCCAGGAUGGUGACGAGCUUGAUCUCCGGUGGAGUAGCAGGAAUUGCUGCCUCAACAGCGGUGUUUCCGAUCGAUUUGGUAAAGAGAAGGAUGCAACUCGAGGGCGAUCGGAGAUGGACGCCGGCUUACAAGCCUGGGAUUGUGAGCGCGCUGAGGCACAUUGUUCGCACCCAAGGCUACGCUGGGUUGUACAGGGGUAUUUUGCCCGAGUACCUCAAGGUUUUUCCGGGCGUGGGGAUUGCCUUCAUGGUGUAUGAAGUGAUGAAGAACAUUAGCGUCGCGAGGGAGAAGAGGUGAAUGUAAAUGGCCCGAUUCAUUUCAGCCGUCAGAUAUUCUUGAAUCGACGGCCUGCUAGCAAAUAUUUAGGGUUCUUGCGAUGGA
Messenger RNA from Selaginella moellendorffii, 1104 nucleotides. RefSeq names its product mitochondrial substrate carrier family protein B. NCBI's taxonomy places the organism in Eukaryota, Viridiplantae, Streptophyta, Lycopodiopsida, Selaginellales, Selaginellaceae. The record is from RefSeq and is a predicted model, not a curated record. Gene Ontology annotation, biological process: transmembrane transport. The transcript is spliced from 7 exons. Bases 1 to 1020 code for a protein of 339 amino acids.